Messenger RNA from Thyridium curvatum, 1122 nucleotides. RefSeq lists its product as uncharacterized. The record is from RefSeq and is a predicted model, not a curated record. The coding region runs from base 1 to 1122 and encodes 373 amino acids. NCBI's taxonomy places the organism in Eukaryota, Fungi, Ascomycota, Sordariomycetes, Thyridiales, Thyridiaceae. The transcript has a single exon. Gene Ontology annotation, biological process: carbohydrate metabolic process.
AUGCCGACACACGUGGAGGGCAUCGCCUCGGCCGACAUCCACAAGAAGAUCCAACUGCUCAUCCGCGAGCUGGUGACCCCGAGACCGACGGCAGAUGAGUGGCUGGUAGUGCUGGCCGAUGGCAGCAAGAUCGACCCCAAGGGCUGGAACGACUGGGAGUGGACGCACGGCGUGGGCCUCUACGGCAUCUGGAAGUACUACGAGCUCACGGGCGAGGCCGAGUGGCUGAAGAUCAUCGAGGACUGGUUCCGCGCGCGCUUCGAGGAGGGCCACAAGGGCAAGAACAUCAACACCAUGGCCGUCUUCCUGACGCUCGCCUACGUCUACGAGCAGACGCGCAACCCGGUCUACAAGCCCUGGCUCGAGAGCUGGGCCGAGUGGACGAUGCACGACCUGCCGCGCACAAAGUACGGCGGCCUGCAGCACAUGACGUACCUCUCGGACAACGACCAGGAGCUGUGGGACGACACGCUCGUCAUGACCGUCCUGCCCCUCACCAAGAUCGGCCUCGUCCUGAACCGGCCCGAGUACGUCGCCGAGGCCAAGAGGCAGUUCCUGCUCCACAUCCAGUACCUGUUCGACACCAAGACGGGCCUCUUCUUCCACGGCUGGUGCUUCAACGGCAACCACAACUUUGCCAAAGCGCUCUGGGGCCGUGGCAACAGCUGGGUGACGCUGGCGAUCCCCGAGUUCCUCGAGCUGCUCCAGCUGGACCGUGAUGACCCCCUCCAGGCGCACCUCAUCCAUACGCUCAGCGCGCAGUGCGAGGCCCUUGUCGGGAUGCAGCAGCCCGACGGCCUGUGGCGGACCCUGCUCGACAUCCCCGAGAGCGAAGGCUCGUACCCCGAGUCCAGCGCGACGGCGGGCUUUGCCUACGGCAUUCUCAAGGCUCAGCGGCUGCGGUAUCUUGAGUCCGGGAAGAUGUACUCCGAGGUCGGCGUCAAGGCGGUUAAGGGCGUUCUAGCGAAUAUUAGCCCCGAGGGCGAGCUGCUCAACACCUCUUAUGGCACGGCGAUGGGCCACGAUUUGCAGCACUACAAGGACAUCCCGAUAACGGCUAUGCCUUAUGGUCAGGCGAUGGCUAUGAUGGCGUUGGUGGAGUUCUUGCGAGCUUAUAUUUGA